GUUUCGAAGGUCGGUGUUUCUUCGCUGAUUGGUAAAAAUCGCGUUCUUACUCUCACGAAGGGCAUACGUAUUGCUGAUUUGGAACCAACUACCCUACCCUCUGACUGUGAAUGGCCCUCUCUUGGCGAUAGCAAACCGCUACUCAACAGUAAUAGACCUUCUGGAGCCUGGGCAGCAACGAUAAGUCUUUCGUUGCCUGAUUCAAGUAGCCCAUUACAAAUUUCAAAUGCCCUUCCUCAGUCGUCCGAUUGCCAGUGCCCUUCAUCUUCACCCAUAGCCCCUACUUCUAUCUCGUUCCCCAAUCUGUCAAAUCUUUCGCUGUCAGAUGACCUUUCGCAGAUAUCUGCUCAAAAAUCUGCUAACUCAAAGAAAAAAAGAAGUCGGAUGAAGCGAAAUUCCAAGCAGGAGAGUUUGCAAAAUUAG
This is a messenger RNA of Protopolystoma xenopodis, 423 nucleotides long. Lineage: Eukaryota; Metazoa; Platyhelminthes; Monogenea; Polystomatidea; Polystomatidae. The record is from the annotation of a GenBank genome assembly.